AUGCAGGGAGCCGGGCAGGGAACAUUUGGUCCCUGCAGUCAGGGCUGGCCCCAGUGCGGUGCUACGGGCGCGGUGCUAUGGGAGCUGGGCAGGGGACGUGGCAGGGAACAUGUUGGCCCCAGUAUGGUGCUACGGGCGCGGUGCUGCAGGGAGCCGGGCAGGGAACAUUCUGCCCCUGCGGUCAGGGCUGGCCCCGGUGCCCCAGUGCGGUUGUAGAGGGCUCUGUCCCCCUCAGUUGAGGUGUGAUGGCAAAGGCCGAUCCUUGCCACUUGCUGUCUGUCGGAGUUGGAGCGUUAGCUCCUGUGGCCUGGCCAAAUUCCAGCCUAGGUAAUUUGUUUGGCUGAGCUAACCCCCUGCAGUUGUUUCGUAGAGGAUCCUCCUUCACCUGCUGAUCUCAUCUAUUUUGCAGCAUUUCUGUGUGGCUGUUACAGGUGCCCAGUUCCACCCCAGAGGGGACUGCACCUCCAUAUGGGUGGGGUGAUGGAAGAGUGCUUUGGAGGCCUCGUAGCUGGAAGGUGCUACAGGAAUGGCAGUUGCUCUGAGCCAGCCUAUUCCCUGCAGGAGAGAGGGAGUAACCCCCCCCCCCCGCCCCGGUUUCCUCUCCAGUCCUGUGGGGUGAUGGGUCCUUUGGACUCAGGAUAAAGCCUGUGCCAUGCAGUGCAUCCUGCCCCCUGCUCACGAGCUUCCCUUACUCCCCCAGUGUGGAGGGGCUCUCCUAAACCAUGUGCUGGGGCCCUGCGGCUGCUGGGCCCAGUCAGGGCGCCCUGGGUAGGCAGAAUGGGAGUGCACACUCCUACCAGGAGGGAGGAGCAUGGCCAGCUGUGGGGUGAGCCGGAGGGAAGGAUGUCAGGGCUCUCAGGCCUCAGAGUGACUGGCACUGCCUCUCCCCAGGCGAAGGGGAAACUGCAGGGCAGCAUCGAUGGAUACGUGAGGGAGAAGAUCCAGCUGGCAGCCGAAGCUAUCUCCAAAUAUGCCUUCGAGAAGAUCAGUGACGGUGAUGUCAUCCUGGUGUAUGGAUGCUCCUCCUUAGUGAACCGCACACUGUGUGACGCCCAUGACAACGGUCGUGCCUUCCGGGUGAUCGUGGUGGACAGUCGGCCGCGGCUGGAGGGCCGGGACACACUACGCAGGCUGGUGCGCGAGGGCAUCCGCUGCACCUACGUCAUGAUCACCGCCAUCUCCUACGUGCUGCCCGAGGUCUCCAAGGUGCUGCUGGGGGCUCACGCGCUGCUGGCCAAUGGCUCCGUCAUGUCCCGGGUGGGGACGUCCCAGAUCGCGCUGGUGUCCAAGGCCUACAACGUGCCUGUGCUGGUGUGCUGCGAGACCUACAAGUUCUGUGAGCGGGUGCAGACGGACUCCUUUGUCUCCAACGAGCUGGAUGACCCCGAUGACCUGAUCGUGCCCGGGAAGGGAGGAGCCCAGCUGCGUGGCUGGAAGGAGAACUCGUCCCUGCGCCUUCUCAAUCUGGUCUAUGACGUGACCCCCCCCGAGCUGGUGGACCUGGUGAUCACGGACUUGGGCAUGAUCCCGUGCACCUCGGUGCCUGUCGUCCUGCGUGUCAAGAACGUGGAGCAGUAGUGGGCGGGAUGGGGGCUGCACGGACCCUCAAUAAACCCUGCUGAUCUCA
Terrapene triunguis (Three-toed box turtle) is the source of this 1627-nucleotide messenger RNA. RefSeq names its product eukaryotic translation initiation factor 2B subunit delta (gene EIF2B4). NCBI's taxonomy places the organism in Eukaryota, Metazoa, Chordata, Testudines, Emydidae. The coding region runs from base 778 to 1578 and encodes 266 amino acids. The transcript has 4 exons. The record is from RefSeq and is a predicted model, not a curated record.